Messenger RNA from Betta splendens (Siamese fighting fish), 1607 nucleotides. Its product is annotated as fibroblast growth factor-binding protein 1. Gene Ontology annotation, molecular function: growth factor binding. Gene Ontology annotation, biological process: cell-cell signaling. The transcript has a single exon. The record is from RefSeq and is a predicted model, not a curated record. Bases 219 to 872 code for a protein of 217 amino acids. Lineage: Eukaryota; Metazoa; Chordata; Actinopteri; Anabantiformes; Osphronemidae.
CACAGGAACCGUAAGGUGUCCGUGUGUUUCGGGCGGGAAACGUGGGCGUGGAGGAGCGGUAUGAAAGCCACGUGCGCCGCCGCAGAGAGCCACAAGCAGCAGCUUUACGCACGAAGGCGUCACUAGACUUUUGGUGGACUGUUGGACUGUUCCCAGCACCGGUUCUGCGCCUGCGACCAGCCUCGGUGUUUCCAUCCAAUAACCUGUGAUCACGCGCCAUGCCGCCGCCGAGGACGUUCGCUGCGGGGCUGCUGAUGCUGGCUUUCCUCGGGCAGCACGUCUCUUCGGCCUCGAGUAAGAACCGCGAAGCGCACCAGAACGCGCCUCCGGCGCCCGGAAGAGGGCAGAGCGCCGGGGACAGGCCCUCAGCGACCGCGCGGGGCAAGUUCUCCAUCAAGCAUGAUACGAUGGAGUGCACGUGGAGAGCGAAGGACGUCGGCGACUCGGUGACGCUGGCGGUAAAGUGCCAGAAGCCGCAGGCGCGCGCCAGCAGCCUCACGUGCCAGUACACGGGCCGACCUCAGCUGUGCGGGGGGUACCUGUCCGACAACAGCGCCUUCUGGAAGCAGGUGGCUCGCGCGCUCAAGAGAUUCCAGGGCAGAGUGUGCGCAGACGGGCGCGCGCCGGUGAAGGCUGGAAUGUGCAAGCGCGCGCCCCGCGACGCGCACUUCAAGCUGGACGCGAUGGACUCGCUCGGCCCCGAGACCUCCAGCGGCGGGCCUGGCUCGCGCCCGCCGGCCCGGUCCACCUCCGCCGCACCGACCGCCUGCACGGGGCGCGCGGACCACCGCAGAGCGGCGGAGGAAUACUGCAGCAGCUCGUGGUCCAGCGUGUGCUCCUUCCUCUUCUCCAUGCUGCAGAGCGACUGCUAGCGCGCGGGAUUUCAAGCUCUGUCCGUCUCUGCUAAUACAGUUGCUUUUGCUGAGUAUUCACUUGUGUGUACUUCUACUUAAUAAUGUUUCAAAGGUAAAUGUUGCACUUUUAGUUACAGUUUCAGAAACUUUAAAAAAACAUACAUUUUACUUUUAGAGUCGCGUAUAAUAUUUUCUUUAUGUAAAAGUACUCAGUUUACUGUAGUUUAUCAGCAGCAUUUUGGGUUGAACCUUUUAUUUGAAAUCAGUAGUCAGUACAGAUCAUAAUUGUAAUAUUGCAAUACUCAAGGAUGUUACUAUUUCCUAAAGGACUGACACGGUUUAAAAUGUAAGACGAUCUCCAGCUCGUUUCCAGUAAAGAGCUGCCACCGGGCCUGAACCUCUCAGCUCAGUGUCUGGAGCCAGAAUUGUUGUCCUGAACGUGUUUAGGAGACUCGUAUUUGACAUAUGUACUUUCCUGACAGGGAACUUUGUAAUGUAGUAUUUUACUGUCUUGUUUAUGACAGAAACCUGUGUCAGAACACUGUAUCACAGAAUUAUAGAUUGAAUUGUGAUUGUUAGCUUCUUCUACCUCGGGUCAACUUUAUUAACCAGCCACUAUACAAGUUUUGAAAUUUCAGUGUUUUUAUGCAACAUAAAUAAAGAUUUGUUGUGAAACAUGAGACUUUUAACAGGGUGAAGUAAAUGUUUGUAUGAGUCAUGGUCAUAUUAGCAGUAAAUCUGUGUCUCAAACCA